CAUUGGUUUUGCUUGACGUACUGCAUUGAUGAAGAGGCUGACGCGAAAGCAGCAGCUGCUACUCUUGAUGAAGGAGCUCCCACUAUUUUUGACAAGAUCAUAGCCAAGGAAAUCCCUUCAUUCAUUGUGUACGUAGACGAAAAGGUCCUGGUAUUCUGGGACAUCAGUCCUCAAGCUCUUGUUCAUGUCCUAAUUAUUCCAAAGAUCGGGGAUGGGCUGACAGAGCUUGGCAUACACUGUCUUGAAGGAAGUCACUUUCAGGCUGAUGUGCGUCUUAUUAGGCAAAUCAUUCUUUCACAAUGUCACUAUGCAUUUACUCCUUUUUCUCUUGUUUUAAUUGUUCCCAGAGUUUAUUCGCUUAUUCCUUCCUGGCUUCCUUCCUUGGAUGCCAAAACGCACUCUGCCAACUUCUCUAUUCUGCCAAAAAUAGUUGCAGAGAAAAAAGGUAUAGUUGAUGAGUUUCGGGUGGUUAUCGACAGUGGCCCUACUGCCUGUAAGCACCAAUCUUUCAUCUUUCGUGUGACGAUCUCUGUGGGUUGCUUAUCCCGGUCAAUCUGUUUAUCAUCUCCACCUGCAUGUCCUAGGAGGAAGACAGAUGAAGUGGCCUCCUGGUUAGCUAGCUAA
Linum tenue is the source of this 624-nucleotide messenger RNA. NCBI's taxonomy places the organism in Eukaryota, Viridiplantae, Streptophyta, Magnoliopsida, Malpighiales, Linaceae. The record is from the annotation of a GenBank genome assembly.